Bursaphelenchus okinawaensis is the source of this 7257-nucleotide messenger RNA. The record is from the annotation of a GenBank genome assembly. Lineage: Eukaryota; Metazoa; Nematoda; Chromadorea; Rhabditida; Aphelenchoididae.
AUGUACAAUGUAUCACAGUAAGUUUCUUAAAUUUUCCUUUAUUUUUUGAUCAAAAAUGGCUCACAUUUGACCUUAUUAUAGCCAAAAUGUUCAAAAUUUGGCAUUUUUUCGAAAAAAUUAGGACAAAAACUCGAGCUUUUCUGACCAAAAACAGUGCAAGCUCGAGUUCUUUUUUGGCAAACACUUUGCACUUAUGGACAGUGUUACGUACUUUCAUAAAUUCAUACAUUUAUGAAUAAUACGUCAAGAUUAGAGGAGCAAAAGUUUAAUCUCCGACCCGCAAAAACCCAAUGUUUUCAGCAAAAAUGGAAGAAAUUUGGACUAAUUUAGUAAUUUGCUGAUAGUUUGGGAUGUUUUUGGUGAUUAGUGAGUCACAUGACUGUUUUUACAGUGUUUGGUAUAUUUUGGUAUAUGGCGGGUGAUUUUACACGGGAAGAUGAAGUCGAGAAGGGGGAGGGGAAUUUUUUUUCUAAAUCGACAGGGGGGACCAAGUUCAACAUUUUUGAAAUUUUUUUUAAAUCAGCAGGGGGACAAGUUCAACAUUUAAAAAAAAACUUUAAAAUUUUUUUUUGAAAAACGUUUCAAAACCUCAUUUUCCAACCAAAAGUCUUCCCUAAAAUAAGACAAUGCUCCGUAUCUUCCUCAAGAUAAGCGGGGAAGAUACGGAGUUUCCCGUGGUAUUGUUUUCGCGGUUCCCACUGUCAUCAAGAAUGCCGUAAUAGCCGAAAAAAAAACUCGGUGACAAACAUCGACUUGCGAGUAGCUACACGACUUUUGGCAUUAUUUAUAAAUAGUUCAUGCAAAUUUAACACUGUUUUUCGGUGGUUUGGGUGGUGUUUUUUCGUAUUUUAGGAAGUUUUUUAGUGUUAUUGAGUAUUUCUUUCGUAUUUUAAGGCGUUUUUUUGAUUAGACAUGAGAAACGGGCCAUUUUCAGGCCCGGCCCGAUCGAAAUUUUGCUCAAGGCUGGCCGGCCCGGCCCGUUUCUCAUGUCUAUUUUUGAUGCUGUGGGAGUAUUUUUAAAGUUUAUGCCGGGCAAUUCAUGUAGGACAGGGGAGGUAAGCGCGAAAUAUCAUUUUUUUCAUAAAAAAAACUCGACUUGGUCUCUUUGUUGAUUUUCCAAAAAAAUUUUUUUUUAAUUGUUUGGCCUCAUUCUGCGCAGGGCGGGUGCUUUUUUCUGGGGGCGGGGCCGAAAAAAAAUUGGCACAGGGGUGUUUUUUUGCUAAGAAUUUUUUUUCCAAAAAACCCACAGGGGGGGGCUUUUAACCACGUUCAAAUUUAAAAAAAAAUUUUUUUUGGGUGAGUAUCCCCCCUCGCCACGGCCCUGGCUUCACCUCCCCUCUAUGUCAAAAAAAAAUUUCAUUUCGUCCCCCUCCCCUCCCCCAUGGAUUUUUUCUAUUUCAAACCUUAUUUUUAAAGCCACCCCCCCCCUUCCCCCCCAUUAAACCCAUCACUUCCUCCUCAAUGCGGCCCAUCAAAAUUUAGGCAAAUGUGCAAAACAUGCAAGGCCAAGACAAUUACAUAAAACUCAAAAAAGCGUAAAAACGCGGGUGAAACCCCCCCCUCCCCCCCCUCGACUGGAGAUUGUCUUUUCACCCCCUAACGAAGAGUCCUUAAGUUGGACACAAAAUUGAAAUGCGUAAAACGUGUUCAAAUUGAAUUUCCAGCUCUUUGAAAGGUCGUGUGACGGGUCACCGCAGCACUUACCAUUCCGAAGGCACGAUUAUGUUCUCCGGCAAGAACCCCUUCAUCCACGACCCCAACCGGCAUAUUCGCAGACAGUCGCAGGUAUGGUAUUUUUUUUUAGUUUUUUUUUAUUUUUAAAGGCUUUAACAUUUUUUAAAAUAUUUUUUUGAAAAAUCGAAUUUUUAAAAUUUUUAAUUUUUUUGGAAAACUUACAAGGGAAGUACCCUACCCGCCCCGCUCUGAUUAACUUCAAACUUUUUAUAUAGAAAGAGCAUUUAAAUAUAAGAUCUUCAGCAAAGUACUACAUCACGCUUUCUAGUCAAUCUCGAGAAAACCGAGAUUAAAAAUUACAUUUUGAAUUUCCCGCCAAAUUGGCAUUGUGCUUCAAGCUUAUAACUUUCCCGUUUUUAGAAUUUUAAGCCUUUUUCUUUGAUAAAAUAGUAGAAUGCUUUUAAAUGAACCUACAUUUUUAAAUUUGUAAGUGUAGCUUAUCUGGAAAGUCGAUAAAAAUGCUUGAAACACAAUGCCAUAUUUGCCAAAUUGGCGGGAAAUUUAAAUAUAUUAAUUUUAAAACUUAAAACCGCAAGCUAAGACUUUAUAUGUGCUACUGGUACUACUAAGAAUCCGUAUAAAAAGAUUGAGCUAAUUCUGAGAGUUGCAGGUUGGUUACUUUCCUUUUAAGCCUAAGCCUACUAAGCUUAAACUUAUUAACUUAAACCCUACCAAGUCUGAGCUCAUUAAGCUUAGGCGUUUUAAGUAUAAGCUUACUCAGCUUAAGCCUACAUGCUUAAGCACUCACUUUUUAGUUUUAGAAUUUAAUUGUUUGAGUUCGGUACUUACCAUAACAUAGCAUAGUAUGAACUGAUCUUCAAACUAUUUUUGAUCUUUUCAUUCUCAUGAUUAUCCUAAAAUUGCAUUUUUGUUCAAUCUUUUAUCUCUCUUUGGUAUAAUACUUUAUACUUUUUUAAUUUCUCGUACUUUAUUCGAACGUACUCGUUUAGUACUCAAACAUCAUCGCUGUCGAACCGGAAAAACGUCAUUUUGAAAGCUUUUUUUAAGGUGGUUAUAAGACAAUUAAAACUAGUUGAAUAUAAAAGUCUUAACAUAUCGUACUGUUUUUUAGUUUUGUACUAUUUUCAAAACUGACAUACUGUUUUUAAACCUAACAUACUGUUUUUACCAUAACCGUCUUUUCUUGGCCAUAACUUUCUUCGCACCAUAAAUCGUGCUCUCCUACACUAAAAACCUUUUUCAAUUGUUCUGCCAUUCUUUACACUACCUAUAAAACAAUUUUUGAGUUCACCGUAUUUUCGCCGCAUGGCCAACCUUUUAUGGGGCCAAUAUAAUUUCAGUUUGAACGACAGCUUCAUGCCUGUUUCGCGGAGCCGCCGGCCAUUUUCGCCAACGUUCCGGCCAUGGAUUCCAUCGUCCAUCGGCUGUACUGGGCGCUGCGCUCGGCCCAGUUCAAGGUGUUCUACAAAACUGAGGGUAUCGUUAAUUUUGAAUUUUUUUUUUAAUUUUAAAAUUAUUUUUUAAAAAAAAUUUUUUGUUAUCCCCCCUCCCCCCGGAAAAAAUAUAAUUUUUUACCACCCCCACUUUCUAAAACUUACUUUUUCAUGUUAUUCCCAUACCCAUCUCUAAAAAUAUUUUUCACGUUUUCUCAGUUCUUCGUAUGUUACCAUCUCUUUCAAAAAUAUUUACCACCCCCUCAAAAAUACCGUCCUUUAUUGUAAAUACAACAAGAUUUCAUAUUACCUCGUUAGGUAUGCGUGACAAUGGUUGUAUGUUUUAGUGCAUUUGCUUGUUUUUACACGGUAAAUUCGAGUUAAAGGGCGUUUGUUGCCCAAGGCUAUAAAUUUCUCAUAGGCUUUCCCAAAGGCUUUUGCGACAAAUUUUAUGUGUUAAGUGACUGAUAUGACGUUCAGCGCGAGAUAUGGUAUGUUUGACAGAAUCAUGGUAUUUUCAAGUUUUUUAAGCCUAAAUGUACUAAGGUUACGCCUAAUAAGUCUAAGUAUACGAAACCUAGCCUAAUAAUUUUAAGUCUACUAAGCUUAAGCCUACUAAGCGUAAGCCUAAUAAGCCUAAGCCUACAAAUCCUAAUUCUAUUAAGCUUAAGCCUACUAAGCCUAAACCUAAUAAUCCUAACCAGACUGAAGCCUACGUUUAUUGACAUAUCAGUCAAAUUUGCAUUAGAAAUUGCGUUUUCAAAAACUUUAUUUACAAAAGAUCAACGCAAAUAUCUGCGGCAUUACCUAGUAUAUUGAUAUAACUAGAUAGCCUUAGAGAAAUUGCAAGAAAUGAUAUUACGCAACUUUUUCUUAUGUAAUGUUAACAAUUUAUUCAAUAUUUGCCUCGAUGUAAAACGACCCAACAAAUUACUGCAAGUGCUGGAAUCUUACUCAACAUUUCUGCAAAAUGUUGCUUUAUAUCGGUCAUAUUAUUUGGAUGUAAACUCACAUUCUGUUGUUUAGUAUGCCUAUCAAACCUAACCUUACAAAUUCUAAUACUAAGAAUAAGCCUACUAAGCCUAAGCCUACUAAGCCUAAGCCUACUAAGCCUAAGCCUACUAAGCCUAAGCUUACUAAGCCGAAGACUAAUAAGUUUGAGUUUACUAAGCCGAAGUAUAAUAAGCCUAAGCUUACUAAUUCUAAGCCUACUAAGCCUAAGCCUACUAAGCCUAAGUCUACUAAACCUACUAAGCCUAAGCCUACUAAGCUUAAGCCUACUAAGCCUAAGUCUUUUAAGUCAAAGUCUACAAACCCUACCAAACCUCGGGCUACUAACUUAUAGAAAUUAAGCUUAAGCCUUCUGAACCUAAGCCUACUAAGCCGAAGCCUGCUAAGCCUAAGCCUGCUAAGCCGAAGCCUGCUAAGCCUAAGUUUGCUAAGCCUAGUACUACUAAUCUUAAGGUUACUAAUUCUACUUAGCGAUAAGCCUACUAAUCUUAAGGAUACUGAUCCUAAGCCUAAUAAGUCUAAGUCUAUUAAGUCUAAGCCCACCACGCCUUUUAUAUUUAAUAUAAUUUUAAAAAACCAUGCAUUUUUUUUAUCUUGCUUAUAAAUCUUUUCAUACAGUCUAGCCUAAAAAAACGUUUUCGUUCUAUUAUUUUAGUAUGGUACUCAUUACUCAAAAAUUCUAUAAAAACCAAGCCUUUUACACUUUCUCCGCCGGUCGCUAAGACUUUGUUUUGAAAAACUGGGAUUAGGAGACGGGAAAAGUUGAAAAGUAACGCCCAUUGUAAUAUAAAACAAGAUUAAGGUAAAUGGAAUAUUUAAUAGGAAGCGCUAGGGUUUCAGUCGAAUCUAAGGCCAAGUUCGCGUGGCCAAGGGGACGCAUUGCAUUACUUGUGUCACAUUUGCUUUUCUGACUGUUUAGACGGCAAGGGAAACUUGGCAGCCGGCUGUCUAUUAUCAUAUGUGAUCUGCGAUACGACAAUUUCUAGGAACAUUUUCGAAUUUUUGGUCGUAUUUUAGGCUUAAACUAAUUUUUGUGGUCGUAUUUUAGGCCUAAGCUAAUUUCUUUGGUCGUAUUUUAGGCCUAAACUAAUUUUUUGGCAUUUUGGUACUAAAUUUUCAUUUUGAUAGCAUUUUGGUACCAACUUGAUUUUUGGUACCAAAUUUUUUAAAAUUCUGUACUACUCUACAAAAUUUUUAUCUUACAGUACUACUACAGUAUAAAAUUGAAAUUAAAAACUAAAAUUCUACUUCCAAACCUUAUCACAGCAGGAUGGCUGAUCCACAAAUUUUAGAAGCCGAUGAAGGCUCAAUUAACGAACUAAUCAAAUUCGAACCCACGGAACGACCGCCAAGCCUGGAUCAGCUGUCAGAAUCGACCAGGAAUCAGUUUUCGAAAAAAUGGGUCAAAUAUAUGUAUGCCAAGUUUAAAAAUGUAGGUUUUCGGCAUGACAGUAUUUUUAGCCAUCAUGACAACUUUUUUUUGUCGUUAUGACACAUUUUGUUUGUAAUCAUGACACAUUUUUUUUCAUUAUGACACAUGUUGUUUGUCAUCAUGACAAUUUUAUAAAACUUUUUUUUGCUAUUGGUGCCGACAUAAAGAACCCGCCAUAUUUUGCCUGUAAUUCCCUGUAAAAAAUGGCGGGUUCUUUAUGUCGGCAUCUAAUAAUUGACUGCACAACUUCUUAUUAUUUAUUAUUGGUCAAUCAAGUAUAUUACUUAUGAUUGACAGCCUUAAUUUUUAUUUUGACAUGAUUUUAAUAAGUAAAAAUCAAUUUUUAAAAUUUUUUAGGAAUGCCCAACAGGACGAAUGAGUUUUCGCGAAUUCAAACGGCUAUUCGGAUCUUAUAUGCCACAUCGAAGUAGUGAUGCUUACUUGGAGCGAAUGUUCAAAGCCUUUUUACAUACCUCAUCUUACCCUGAUCAGCUGACAUUUAAAGUGAGGAGUAUUUUGGGCUUUUUUUUAAUUGUGUUGAGUUCAGUAUGUUUAGGCUUGGGCUUAGGCUUAGGUUAACGGUUAAUCUUAGUCUUAGGCCAAAACUUAGGCCCAAGCGUAGGCGUUGGUUUAGGCUUAGGCUUAGGCUUGGAUGCUUAGGCUUAGGCUUGGGCUUGGGCUUGGGCUUGGCCUUGGGCUUGGGCUUGGGCUUGGGCUUGGGCUUGGGCUUGGGCUUGGGCUUAGGCUUAGGCUUGGGCUUAGGCUUAGGCUUGGGCUUAGGCUUAGACUUAAUUUUUGGCUUAGUUUUAGGCUGAAGCUUAGGCUUCAAUUAUGGCUUUAUUAGGCUUUGUUUUUGUCUUAUUUGGCUUACCUUCUUAGGUUUAAGCUAAUAAUCUAUUUUUCGAAGUUUAGGUUUAUAGCCAAUGUUUUGAAUCUAAAUUUUAACUUAUUUGUCGGGUUUAAAAACUGAUACAUUUAGUUUAACAAGUAGUAUCAUAUGUUUUCAAAUACUGACUAAGACGUUUCCCUUCAAAACAAAUUGAGCCUAUCGCAUUUCAGGACCUGAUUGUUUGUCUAGCCUACCUACAUCAACAUGACACCAAAUUCCAAGCCGAAUGGACAAUGAGACUCAUCAAUGGUAAUUCUUCGUCUCGCAUAUCAUUACAUGUAAGUGUAAACAAACGAUUUUACGUUGCUAUACAGUAAUAUUUGGUUUAGUAAUUUCUUCAUAGUAAUUGUUAUAUGUUACCAUGUAAAUUUACUUGUGUUAUCAAUGCUACAGUAAGGAGAAUUAUUUUUUGAUGUUUUAAAAUGACGUUUUUUCAGGAAUUCCGUGAAUUCGUGCUAUCAGUAUUCAUGCUGACUGGAGGAGAUCCAGCCAAACGCGUCGACUCUAUCAUACCCAUGGCUCAUUCUCCAUUUACGGAUCAAAUUGCACAUUUGGUCGGAUUAAGGGCGGGCACUGUUUUUCAGGCAUGUUUAUAUAAAAUUUUUUUAAUUGUUUUUUUCAAAAAAUUUUUAAAAAAUUUUAAAUAUAAAAAAUUUAAAAAAAAUAGUAAAAAAUUUUCAAAAGUUUUAAAAAUGACUUUUUUUUUAAUUUAGGAGCUGGACAAAGAACAACGUGGCUACUUAACAGUCGAGGAUUUGGAAAAGUUAUAUCGACAACGGGAACAACAGGUUUUGUGA